GUUAAUUGUAAAAGAACAGUAAAUGAAUUUCUCGAUGUUUUCAAUGAAGCCGGAUUUUAACCCCUUUUCACCUGGGUUUGUAAUUUAUCCAUUGUGUCUGUAGAUGGCAAAAAUUUUUCAGAAAAGGCUUCCACCUAUGUGGCUCUGCCGUUUCACAAAUAGAAUUUUCCAUGACUAGUGCUGAAAUGAAUCGAUGAAUGGACUGGAACUUAUGGAUAAUUUCAGUUGAUAAUCGGCUUUGAUCCCCAUAGGAUUUUUCCUACCACAUGAACGCCUGAACCAAAAAUGGAUCUUCAGACAGCUGUUUCUGAGGAUUUUGAAGCAAAAAGUUUCGACCGGUACGAAGAUGAUGACUACCCUACACCCCCACCGACUCACCCGAGAAAGAAAAUUAAUUCUGUAAAAUACUCACUGAAAUUGAUCAACACCGUCAACACACUUCUAGGCAUCACGUUUUUGUUUACGACGGUUAUUUUGGUCGUGAAGAGAGAACAUAGCUACUUUUUUGUCCAGAGGGAGACUAGCCGUGUGCUAAACACUUUCAUGGUAGUGAACGCAGUCGUCGUAAAUUUGUACUCGAUCAUUGGAAUCGUCAUAAUCGGUCCGAAGGUGAGAAAAAGCGCUGUAUUUCUUCUCGCGUUGUCCGGCACAGUGCUAUUCUUUGGCUUACUUCUCGUCGGAUCCCGUCUUCCAUCAAACGAGAGGUUGAUGCGGGAAUCUCGCUACGCGAUGUACGAAUCUCUCGGAGACUAUUCGAACAACAAAGUGUACAGGUUCCUGUGGGACUACGUGCAGUACAACUUCCACUGCUGUGGCGUCUUGACCUACAGGGAUUGGUGUAAGGACAGCGAUCUCACCAACUGCACCAUUGCCGACAGCUGCGGUUUCUGUAAUUCGACUUCUGAAGGAAGAACAUUCAACGGCACUGCACAGUUGUAUCACGUAACGGGCUGCCUGGCAAAAGUAAAUGUCUACUUGGUGAAUGCCCUCAAUUUUUAUAAAAGUCUUAACUUUUUGAUGAUCUCGCUUCUGGGACUGUCUGCCCUGCUAUCUGUAGCAAUGUUUUUUCGAAAAUUCAAACCCAAAGAAGAAAAAGAGUUUAGGUACAAAUGAUAUAUUACGAUGGUAAAUAUUAUUCAUAAAUGAGAGCGCUGUUCAUGCUAUCUUACACCAAAUAGAAUGC
Cimex lectularius (bed bug) is the source of this 1183-nucleotide messenger RNA. RefSeq names its product tetraspanin-9-like. NCBI's taxonomy places the organism in Eukaryota, Metazoa, Arthropoda, Insecta, Hemiptera, Cimicidae. The transcript is spliced from 2 exons. The coding region runs from base 286 to 1113 and encodes 275 amino acids. Gene Ontology annotation, cellular component: membrane. The record is from RefSeq and is a predicted model, not a curated record.